CACAGGAAGAAGACUACUGUGGAUGUGUUUGAACGUUGUCACUCGGGAAAGUUAACUUGUUGCAGUAAUGGACACGAACAUGGGGAAACCCACGACUACCGUGUUGUAUAGAAACAACUUGUGGUAGUAGGAAGAACCGUCUUUGUUCAAGAUAUCUAACGUUAGCCACUACAUAGAUAGGGAGGCACUCAACAUUUGCAAGGAUUACGGGCAACCCUCUUUAUUUGGGACGGCAACAUUAACUAACUAAGAGGGACGGUAUAGUUGUCUUUGGUGCAACAACAAAGAGUGGUCAAGAGUGGCUCCUAUAAGUUUUCCUUCCGCUGUUUGGGGUACUUUAAAUUUCCCUCCUUUUUCCAUCACAGGCGGGGUUCGGGUUAUUGGCUAGCUAGCCACUCGCUAAUAGUAACUAGUCCGAAAGCAGUAACUUUAGGCGAGUACAGACCGGCAGCAGGGUCUACUCAGAUCUUUUUUUUUUCGUCGGAAAGGACAACUUUUCAUAACUUGGUAGCGAGGCGUCAGUUUUUUUUGUGUGUAAAAAUACGUUUAUCACCGGGUGUGUUCGUGAGUUUAUUUUUGUUCUCCCUUUGAGGAAAUUGUCUAAAUCACAAUGGAUCCUAAUGCGGGGAAUUCUGCCUCUGCUGCUGCUCCCAAGAGCAAGAAGGACAAAAAAGAAAAGAGAACUUAUGAAGAUGGAGACGGGAAAAAGAAAUUUAAUAUCAAACGGCUGUUUCCUGAGGAGUUGGAGCGUUUCACCAGUAUGAGGAUGAAGAAAGACAAGGAGAAGCCUCAUGCGCCUGCACAGCGCCACUCCAGCGCUGCCCACUACGAGGUGCCUGCCCAGGAGGCCAUGCUGCACGACCACCCUGACGAAUACGUUCUGGAACUCUUUGAACAGAUGCUGGUGGAUAUGAACCUGAAUGACGAGAAGCAGCGGCCUCUGCGGGCGAAAGACAUCUCCAUCAAACGAGAGAUGGUUUCCCAGUACCUCCACACAUCCAAAGCUGGUCAGAGCCAGAAGGAGUGUUCCAGGUCAGCCGUGAUGUACAUCCAGGAGCUGAGGAUGGAGCCCAGAGACACACAGCUCCUGGGCUGUCUGGAGUCUCUCCGUGUCUCCCUCAACAACAACCCUGUCAGCUGGGUGCAGAACUUUGGAGACGAGGGCCUGGCUCUGCUGCUCAACAUCAUGAGGAAGAUCCAGGAGGAGAAGGAUGAGUACCCGAAUAUGGGUGUGAAGUGUCAACACGAGAUUGUGCGCUGUCUCAAAGCCUUCAUGAACAACAAGUAUGGUCUGAAGGCCAUGUUGACGUCUGCCGAGGGCAUCCCUCUGCUGGUCCGAGCCAUCAACCCCCGGGUCCCUCACAUGAUGGUGGAUGUGGUCAAACUGCUCUCGGCCAUCUGCAUCCUGGAACACCCUGACAACCUUCAUGAGCGUGUUCUGGAGGCCAUCACUGAGGAGGCAGAGAAGCAGGACAUUGAGAGGUUUCAGCCACUCCUCUCUGGUAUGAACAAGCCCAACAUCGGCCUGAAGAAUGGCUGUAUGCAACUCAUCAACGCUCUCAUCAGUCGAGGAGAAGAGCUGGACUACAGGAUCCACAUCCGCUCAGAACUGCUGAGACUGGGCCUACGAGACCUGCUGACGGAGAUUCGGACCAUAGAGAAUGAAGAGCUGAGGGUGCAGCUCAGUGUUUUUGACGACCAGGCUGAGGAUGAUUCUGAAGAACUCCAGGCCCGCCUCAAUGACGUGCGCGUUGAGAUGGAUGACGUGAUGGAGGUGUUCCAGAUCGUGAUGAACACCGUCAAAGACUCCAAGGCUGAAACACACUUACUGUCUCUGAUGCAGCACUUGCUGCUGAUCCGCAACGACUACAUGGUCAGGCCCCAGUACUACAAGCUGAUAGAUGAGUGUAUUGCUCAGAUCGUGUUGCACAGGAACGGAGCUGACCCUGACUUCAAGUGCCGCAAUCUCAGCCUAGACGUCGAGGGGUUAAUUGACAACAUGGUGGACAAGACCAAGGUGGAGUCCAGUCAGGCCAAGGCCAUAGAGUUGGAGAAGAAGCUGGAUGCAGAGCUGACAGCACGCCAUGAGCUGCAGGUAGAGCUGAAGAAAAUGGAAGGAGACUAUGAGCACAGAGUCCAUGAGCUGGCUGCUGAAAAGGAGACUCUGGGAUCUGAGAAGCAGGAGAGGGAGACAGAGAACCAGGGCCUAAUGGAGCAGAUCAACACGCUCAAUGAAGAGAUAGAGAAGCUCAAUAAGGAUCUGAAGGAGGCCAAGGCUAGAGUGGUCAUCGUCCAUGUCCCAAGUGGUCCUGCUCCUCCUCUACCAGGCCAAGCAGGCCUCCCUCCUCCCCUCCUGGGACAAACUGGCAUGCCCCUUCCCCCUCCACCCCUACCCGGCCAAGCAGGCCUCUCUCCUCCCCUCCUGGGUAUGCCCAGUCCCCCACCUCCCCCGCCAUUACCAGGUAUACCCGGUCCCCCGCCGCCCCCUCCUCUCCCUGGGAUGGCCGGUAUGCCCCCGCCGCCCCCUCUCCCUGGGAUGGCCGGUAUGCCCCCGCCGCCGCCCCCUCUCCCUGGGAUGGCCGGCAUGCCCCCGCCGCCCCCUCCUCUCCCUGGGAUGCCGGCCUGCCCCUGGGAUGGCCGGCCUGCCCCCCCGCCCCCUCCUCUCCCUGGGAUGGCCGGUAUGCCCCCGCCGCCCCCUCCUCUCCCCGGGAUGGCCGGUAUGCCCCCUCCUCUCCCUGGGAUGGCCGGUAUGCCCCCGCCGCCCCCUCCUCCACCAGGGAUGGCCGGUAUGCCCCCGCCACCACCUGGAAUGGGGGGCUGGGGCGCCUCUGUGCCACCCCCUCUGCCCUUCGGCCUGGCACCCAAGAAGGAGUACAAGCCUGAGGUGCAGCUGAAGAGAGCCAACUGGAGCAAGAUUGGAUAUGAGGAUCUAUCUGAAAACAGUUUCUGGACUAAGACCAAAGAGGAUCGCUAUGAGAACAACGAGCUCUUCGCCAAACUCACCUUGGCCUUCUCCUCUCAGACCAAGACCUCCAAAGUUAAGAAGGACCAGGAGGGAGUGGAGGAGAAGAAGAUGACUAAGAAGGUGAAGGAGCUGAAGGUGUUGGACUCCAAGUCCUCCCAGAACCUCUCCAUCUUCCUGGGCUCGUUCCGUAUGCCCUACGAGGAGAUUAAGAACGUCAUCCUGGAGAUCAACGAGAAGCUGCUUUCUGAGUCCAUGGUGCAGAAUCUGAUCAAGCAGUUGCCAGAACAGGAGACGCUGAAUGUUCUGGGGGAGAUGAAGGAUGAUGAAGACCUUUUGUUUGAGAACUCAAAUGCUGUUAUGUCGACAGUGAAGCGUCUGAAGCCCCGGCUGACGGCCAUCUUGUUCCGGCUGCAGUUUGAAGAGCAGCUGAACAACAUCAAGCCGGAUGUGGUGUCCGUGACGGCGGCCUGCGAGGAACUGAAGAAGAGCACCACUUUCUCCCAGCUGCUGCAGAUCAUCCUGCUGGUGGGCAACUACAUGAACGCUGGUUCCCGCAACGCCAAGGCCUUUGGAUUCAGCAUCAGCUACCUCUGCAAGCUGCGGGACACCAAGACAACUGACCUGAAGCAGACUCUCCUGCACUUCCUGGCUGACGUGUGUCAGGAGCAGUACCCCGACGUCCUGACGUUCCCUGACGAACUCGUUCACGUAGAGAAGGCUAGCCGAGUGUCGGCUGAGACCCUGCAGAAGAACCUGGUGCAGAUGGGCUGUGCGUUGAAGACUCUGGACAAAGAUCUGGAGACCUUCCCUCCUCCACAGAGUGAUAGGGACAUGUUUGUGGAGAAAAUGACUAGCUUUGUGGCCAGUGCUAAAGAGCAACAUGAGAAGUUGGACAUGAUGCAUAAGAACAUGGAGAAGCAGUACUCCGACCUGGGGAACUACUUUGUGUUCGACCCUCGCAAGAUUUCUGUCGAAGAGUUCUUCGGUGACCUCAACAACUUCAAGAACAUGUUCCAGCAAGCGGUGAAGGAGAAUGCGAAGAGGAGGGAGUCAGAGGAGAAGAUCAGGAGAGCCAAGCUGGCCAAGGAGAAGGCUGACAGAGAGAAGGAGGAGAAACAGAAGAGAAGCCAACAACUGGACCUCAACGCAGAGGGUGAUGAGACUGGUAUCAUGGACGACCUGAUGGAGGCGCUGCAGUCUGGGGCUGCCUUCAGGAGGAAGAGAGGACCACGACAAGCUGCCAACCGGAGAGCUGGUCAUGCAGUGACGAACAUCUUGGCCAAAGAGUUGAUGCAGGAGGACACCACACCCCGCUUCAGCAAACCACCCAAUAAGAAGACCAAGAUGGCGCAGAUGGAGGAGCCUAGCAUAGAGGGGGCGGGGUCACUAGAGGACCUCUUAGAGGACAGUCUAUCACGGUCCAAUUAAAGGAGAUGGGUGGAAGUUUGCCCUUAGCCACAGAUCUAGGAUAAGCUCGUCUUACUCAUAUCCUAAUCUUAACCAUAGAGAAAUAUAGAAACUGUUCUUCAAUCAGUGUCUAAGGGCAACUUCAUCCCCUGCCAGUUGAAGGAGGAGUCUGUGCCCAUUGUCCUCAUGGGACCACCGGAUUGGACAUGCUGGGACUGAAGGAGCCAAUGGGUGAGGGCGGGGCUCUCACCAUGACACAGUCCCAGGGUUUUCCACGCUGAGGGACGACUCUUGCUUUGCCAUAUAAACAUAUCCCUGUUCAAGCAUCAGCAUCUGCACACAUUCUCUCACACACACAUCUACUGCACUCUGUCUAUAUUUCUCUCACACACACACACACAAUCUAUCGGUCUACUUUCCUCUGUCUGAAGUGCAUUGUGAGAAUCCAAAGACUCUUUCUCAGGAGGAGAGGUCCUACAUUUUCCCCGGGGGAUGGUGGGGAUGUCCUGCUGUAUGGAAGCCCUGGGUGGUUUUUGGAACACUUCUUUUCCCACGUGGUUUGAUUUAAAGCCUAUUCAAUGUUGCUCUUUAAUUGUCAAAUAUACUGUAUGCUAAUGUUGUGCUGUAUACUGUAUGUUUAUAAAAGAAACAGGUGCCAACCAAUACAAUUCCAAGCUUCACAUUUCAGCUGUCGUGUUGUCCAAUAGGGUUAGGGUGGACCAAACAAAAACCUUCUACCUUAAAGUGUGUGUCUGUCUCUCUUUCUGUGUGUCUGUCUGUCUGUUUGUCUCUGUCUGUGUCUCUCCCUCUCGCUCUCUCUCUGUGUUUCUUGUGGCUUUUCUCGUGGCCUUUCUGGUGGGCUUUCUCAUGGGCUUUCUCAUGGGCUUUCUCAUGGGCUUUCUUAUGGGCUUUCUUGUGGCCUUUCUCAUGGGCUUUCUCAUGGGCUUUCUCUCGUGGCCUUUCUCAUGGGCUAUCUCAUGGGCUUUCUCAUGUAAGUUGCUUUGGAUAAAAGCACCUGCUAAAUGGCAUAUUAUACAUUAUUAUUAAAAGCGAAGUGUGUGUGUGUGUGUGUGUGUGUGUGUGUGUGUGUGUGUGUGUGUGUGUGUGUG
This is a messenger RNA of Oncorhynchus gorbuscha (pink salmon), 5481 nucleotides long. RefSeq names its product protein diaphanous homolog 1-like. Gene Ontology annotation, molecular function: small GTPase binding; microtubule binding; actin binding. Gene Ontology annotation, cellular component: cytoplasm; actin filament. The record is from RefSeq and is a predicted model, not a curated record. Gene Ontology annotation, biological process: actin cytoskeleton organization; actin filament polymerization. Lineage: Eukaryota; Metazoa; Chordata; Actinopteri; Salmoniformes; Salmonidae.